AUGUCUUUUGCAACGAAACUACUCAAAGUCAGACCUGAAUCUAUUGUUUUCACGAAAGAUCAACCUCUACCUCAAAUCAGUGACAAAGAGACCGAGGAAAAUCUCAAAAUAGCGGCAAAGGAAUUGCAAACGACAAACAACGUCAUUGGGUUUCCUACUGAGACGGUAUAUGGACUUGGAGGUUCAGCAUUGUCUGAUGAGUCUGUUAAAUCUAUCUACCGUGCAAAAAAUAGGCCAGCAGACAAUCCAUUAAUUGUACAUAUUUCCUCCCUUGCUCAACUAAAAAGCAAACUCCUACCGCCAAACUACGAGAUACCUCAACUUUACAAAGAAUUGAUCGAUGAGUUUUGGCCAGGACCAUUGACAAUUCUACUACCAGUGCAUCAAGGGUCACCGAUCUCCCAUUAUGUCACUGCAAAUCAGGAUACAUUUGCCGUGCGAAUGCCACAACACCCGGUUGCAAGAGCGUUGAUUGCAAUAAGUGACUUGCCUUUGGCAGCUCCUUCGGCCAAUUCAUCCACUAAACCUAGUCCUACCAUGGCACAACACGUAAUGCAUGACUUACUGGGAAAAAUACCAUAUGUUUUAGAUGGUGGACCAAGUAAUGUGGGAGUUGAAUCAACUGUUGUGAACGGAUUAUGCUCACCACCAAUGUUGUUACGUCCCGGUGGGAUUUCAGUCGAGGAGUUGAAAAGAGUUGGUGGUAAAGAGUGGGAGAAUGUGCAAAUCGCCAAGCGCACGGCUGAAAGCAAUGAAGCUGUAAAGACACCUGGAAUGAAAUAUAAACAUUAUUCGCCCAAUGCAAAGGUUAUACUAUUUAUCAACUGUGGUGAUGGGGAAGAGCUGAUUAAAGAGUAUAUCAAAGCGAAGAACAUAGAUUUGAGUCAAACUAAAGUUGCACUAUUAAAAUCAAAGCGAUUUAAAGAUGUUGAAGGCAUUAAAGUGGGUAAGGAGUUGGGUAAAAGCGGUGAAGAGAUUUCAAGAAACCUAUUUAAGCUAUUGCGACAAGUCGAUGAGGAGGAUAAGGUGGAUAUUAUAUUUGUAGAGGGAGUGGACGAGACCAAUGAAGGGUUGGCAAUAAUGAACAGAUUGAAUAAGGCUGCCGUUGAAGUAGUUGAAAAGUGA
This is a messenger RNA of Lodderomyces parapsilosis, 1125 nucleotides long. RefSeq names its product threonylcarbamoyladenylate synthase. The record is from RefSeq and is a predicted model, not a curated record. The transcript has a single exon. The coding region runs from base 1 to 1125 and encodes 374 amino acids. NCBI's taxonomy places the organism in Eukaryota, Fungi, Ascomycota, Pichiomycetes, Serinales, Debaryomycetaceae. Gene Ontology annotation, biological process: regulation of translational fidelity. Gene Ontology annotation, molecular function: tRNA binding; double-stranded RNA binding; nucleotidyltransferase activity. Gene Ontology annotation, cellular component: cytoplasm.